Messenger RNA from Syzygium oleosum, 1417 nucleotides. RefSeq names its product probable fructokinase-7. NCBI's taxonomy places the organism in Eukaryota, Viridiplantae, Streptophyta, Magnoliopsida, Myrtales, Myrtaceae. Gene Ontology annotation, molecular function: fructokinase activity. The transcript is spliced from 7 exons. Gene Ontology annotation, biological process: fructose metabolic process. Bases 220 to 1305 code for a protein of 361 amino acids. The record is from RefSeq and is a predicted model, not a curated record. Gene Ontology annotation, cellular component: cytosol.
UCAAACUCGGGACGAUCCUUUAACAUCGGAACCACCCAUUUUCGUUCAUCCCAUCUGUUCUUCUUCUUCCUACAACUCCCGAGAGAUCGCUACGAAAGCGUCUUCUGGGUUAGUCGUGUUUGCAACUAUACUCACGUCUCUGCAUUGUUAGGCAUUGCGAGGCCCUGAUUUCUUCGUCGAGCCACGAGAUUGAUUCGGUCGCUUCUUGUCAUCGUGCCAAUGACGGGCCCGAGCUCAAAUUUGUUUCUUUGCUGCACCGAGUUCAUGGGUGUCUUCACUGGUGAUGAUGGCAAUAAAUCCUUCCUUACCGACAGAGAGUCUAGAGAUAACAAUUCACUCGUCCUAUGCUUUGGUGAAAUGUUGAUUGACUUCGUUCCAACUGUUGGUGAAGUUUCCCUAGCCGAUGCACCAGCAUUUGAGAAAGCUCCUGGCGGUGCUCCAGCUAAUGUGGCUGUUGGCAUAUCAAGGCUAGGAGGCUCUUCAGCCUUUAUCGGAAAGGUGGGUGAUGAUGAGUUUGGGCACAUGCUGGCUAACAUCUUGAAGCAAAAUAACGUUGACGAUUCUGGAAUGCGUUUUGACCAAAAUGCAAAAACCGCAUUGGCUUUUGUAACACUGAGAGCAGAUGGAGAGCGUGAAUUCUUGUUUUUUCGUCAUCCAAGUGCUGAUAUGCUUUUGCGUGAGUCAGAACUUGACAUGAGCCUCAUUGAGAAGGCAGCAAUAUUUCACUAUGGUUCUAUUAGUUUGAUUGAGGAGCCGUGCCGGUCAACUCAUAUUGCUGCAAUGGAAAUUGCCAAAAGGUCAGGAAGCCUACUCUCUUAUGAUCCAAAUUUGAGAUUGCCCCUAUGGCCAUCAGCAGAGUUUGCUCGGACGGAAAUAAUGAGCAUAUGGGAUCAAGCUGACAUAAUUAAGAUAAGUGAAGAAGAAAUUACAUUCCUGACAGGAAGCGAUGAUCAUAAUGAUGAUAAUGUGGUGUUAGAGAAGCUCUUUCAUCCUAACCUCAAGCUUCUUUUGGUAACUGAAGGCUCUGAGGGCUGCAGAUAUUUCACUAAGGACUUCAAAGGCAGAGUGGGCGGUGUUACGGUUAAUCCAGUGGACACAACUGGUGCAGGAGAUGCAUUUGUAGGUGGAUUGUUGUACUGCUUAGCUUCUGACCCCAACCUGUACAAGGAUGAGACGAGAUUGAGAGAAGCUCUAUACCUUGCAAAUGUCUGUGGUGCCAUCACUGUGACAAAAAGUGGAGCAAUCCCUGCACUGCCAACGAAAGAGGCUGUUUUGGAAUUCCAACAAGCUAAGAGUGCUUCAUAAUGAACAUGGAGAUAAAAGUUGAACUUGCUUAGUUUUCAAACCUCUUUCCAAGCUUGUGUAAUUCAAGUUUACUCUUUGAGGUAAAAUCCCACCGCACAUUUCAUUUCUCUGA